AGCCUGAGCUGGCUGAAGAAACUCAGUGGAGCGUACUCUGCAAGGCGUGAAGGCAACCCGGGGGCCCUCACCUGCGUGACACCUUGUACACACUUGGGAAGAAGAAGUAGAAGAAGAAGUAAAAGAAGAAGAAGAAGUUCUGGUAAUGCUUACGACGCGCCAUCUUGCUCCUAAUUGAGCAAAAACAGAAUCGGUAGUAGUCCGGUCUUUCCUUGACGUCUCAGUUGAGGCUACUCGGGUACUGUUGUCGUGCACACAAGAGGGGACUCGAACGUCUGCAGCCACGAUGAUGUCCUACAUAAAACAACCUCAUUACACAAUGAACGGCUUAAAUCUGUCCGGCCCAGGCAUGGAUGUGCUGCACACCACCGUCGCUUAUCCUUCCACACCCAGGAAGCAGCGAAGGGAGCGGACCACCUUCACCAGAACACAACUGGACAUCCUGGAGGCCCUGUUCUCCAAGACCCGCUACCCGGACAUCUUCAUGAGGGAGGAAGUGGCCCUCAAGAUCAACUUGCCCGAGUCGCGUGUGCAGGUCUGGUUCAAGAACCGGCGUGCCAAGUGCCGUCAGCAGCAGCAGCAGAGCAGUGGCCAGUCCAAACCCCGCCCCCCCAAGAAGAAAGCCUCACCCGUGCAGGAGCCUACCGCUCCCGAGCCCGUCCCCAACCCAACCGGCUCAUUUAGCCCCUCCCCUGUCCAGGCAGGGCCCGGUCUGGCCCAGAGUUCCAGCGCUGGAAACACCGCUGUGUCCAUCUGGAGCCCGGCCAUCUCACCUCUCCCCGACCCCUUGGCCUCCUCCACGGCCCCUUGCAUGCAGAGGCCCUCCCCUUACCCCAUGAGCUACGGCCAGCCGUCAGCCUACAGCCAAGGCUACGCCAGCACCACCUCUUACUUCACCGGUUUGGACUGCAGCGCCUACCUGUCCCCUAUGCACUCACAGCUGUCGGGCACCGGGGGCGCUCUCAGCCCCAUCACCGUGCCCUCCAUGGGGGGCUCCCUAAGCCAGUCGCCGGCCUCGCUGUCUUCACAGGGCUACAGCACUGCCUCCUCCUUGGGCUUCACCUCUGUUGACUGCCUGGACUACAAGGACCAGCAGGCCUGGAAACUGGGCUUCACCACAAUGGACUGCCUGGACCAUAAGGACCAAAACUCCUGGAAGUUCCAGGUCCUCUAGAAAAAAGCGACGCUAGUCGGCGUUUGUGUAUUGUUAGUGCCAGGCGUGCUGCUUUUCAUGUUUGUAUGAGUUUCAUGUUACUUUACUCGUAGGGAAGAUCUUCACCUGAAUACGUUUGGACUACAAACACGCUCAAAAAAGCCUUUCAGGAGUUUGUAGGAAAGGACUGGGGUUCCCGCACGUGGAGACACCUCAAUGAUCUCGACUUAUUUUGACUUAUUUAUUUCGUUUGAUGUCAUUUGCUCACAUCUAGAUGUUCUUGAGCGUUUGUGUUCAGUGCUACACGGUGUUAGCUGUUAGUGGACGACAGUUAGGACCUUCUGUUUUAGCUCUGUGUCAUAUUAAAGCCGUUUAUUCUGUACACUUUUGUGCACUGAUAAUCAUUGCAAGAUUAACGUCUGUACACUUCUUUGCACUAAUAAUCAUUGCAAGGUUAACGUCCGUACACUUCUGUGCACGAAUAAUCAUUGCAAGGUUAACGUCCGUACACUUCUGUGCACUGAUAAUCAUUGCAAGAUUAACGUCCGUACACUUCUGUGCACUGAUAAUCAUUGCAAGGUUAACGUCCGUACACUUCUGUGCACGAAUAAUCAUUGCAAGGUUAACGCCCGUACACUUGUGUACACUGAUAAUCAUUGCAUGGUUAAUGUCCGUACAUUUCUGUGCACUGAUAAUCAUUGCAAGGUUAACAUCUGUACACUUGGAGCGGAGUGUCCAAAGUGCGGUGUAUUCGAAAAAUUCAUUAUCUAUGAAAUAUGUUAUUAGAUACAGUUGGACCCGUUUCUGUCGACAAUCAAGUCCCGGUCCCCCGUGUUGUUCUUAUUAUUAAAAUGUCGACAUACAUGGUUAUUAUAAAAUCUGAGACUCAGAGGGAGCAUUUCGAUGAAAAACGUGUCCGUUGAUGUAGUAUGCUAACGUCGUCAUUAUUGAAAUUAAAUGGAUCCGACCUCUAAAAAAAAAGCCUUUCCACUUUGGCAUAGGAUCUGUGGUCCUUACUUUCGCCACUUUCUUAGCUCGUUAGCCACAUUCUUAGCUAUUUUCCGUUAUGGGUUCCGCUAUAUGACAGUAAUUUGCUUUGUCACCUAGAACACGAAGCUAAAAUGUGGAUGUUUUUGUUCAGAUAGCUUAGUAUUGCCCUUUUAGCAUCUUGAACGCACCAAAUGUAUCCAAGUGGCACCGAAGUUGAUAUGUUAUGAGACAGAGGUCCGUUCUGGAGUUGGACCGUCAUAUGGCCUGGCAUGGCGGACUCCACUUGGUCCAUCUUGGUUAUUUUAGUUGAUCUCAUUCUGGGAGUGUCCCAAUCCUCUUAGCCUCCCUUCAGCAAUGCCCUAAGUGAAUUAGUUGGGAUUAUUGCCCUGUCCUCCUCUCUUUCUGUCUCUCGCCAAUCUCCGUCACCUCCUCUCCUUCCUUUUCCUGGCUGUUUUGUGCCUCCCUCCUUCUUGUUUAGCUUUGUCUUUGCUCAUUCUGUCCCAAUUUAUUUGUCCUUUCUUCUUUCGGCAUGCCUUCUAUGUUAGUUUAGACAUGCAUCCAUUUAAAAAAACAACAAAAACAAAAAACAUACAUACAGUAUCAGCCCCUACUUUUACGACAAUCCCGCACUGCUCUUCGGAAAAUGUGGUAAUCCCGGUAUGACCCGAUUACUGCCACGCAAACCUGACAUUUACACAAGAACAUUUGACACCAGCGUGAGCGCCGUUAUGGAUACGGCAAAUGGAUUCCAACCCUACAGUUGUAGUUACCUUUUACGUGUUUGUUUUUGAAAUCUUAUAUAUUAGUAAUUUGGAGGCAUUGUGCUGGAUUGGUUGUUACUACAUAAAAUGGAGUCGCUCCAAAGAGAUGCUGGAUGUAAUUGUUGUUAUAUAAAUAAUAAAAGUCAAUUCUAUU
Molecule: messenger RNA, 3058 nt
Organism: Doryrhamphus excisus (bluestripe pipefish)
Lineage: Eukaryota; Metazoa; Chordata; Actinopteri; Syngnathiformes; Syngnathidae
Gene: crx
Product: cone-rod homeobox
Biological process (GO): regulation of transcription by RNA polymerase II; multicellular organism development
Cellular component (GO): nucleus
Molecular function (GO): DNA-binding transcription factor activity, RNA polymerase II-specific; RNA polymerase II cis-regulatory region sequence-specific DNA binding
Source: RefSeq, a predicted model, not a curated record